This is a messenger RNA of Vicia villosa (hairy vetch), 963 nucleotides long. Its product is annotated as leucine-rich repeat protein 1-like. The transcript is spliced from 7 exons. Lineage: Eukaryota; Viridiplantae; Streptophyta; Magnoliopsida; Fabales; Fabaceae. Gene Ontology annotation, molecular function: protein binding. The record is from RefSeq and is a predicted model, not a curated record. Bases 83 to 736 code for a protein of 217 amino acids.
AUAAAUUUUCCUAUACAGAAUUCAAAAAUGUGUAAAACUAUAUACUUGCAGUGAAGAAAAAAGAAGCUCUAGUCUUUCUCUGAUGGAGUCAAGUCCAACCACACUUUUUCAUCUUGUUACAAUUUGUACUAUUCUCUUACUAGCCAAUGCAAACUCUGAAGGUGAUGCCUUGUACGCAUUCAGAAGAGCUGUGAAAGAUCCAAACAACAUUCUACAGAGUUGGGACCCUACUCUGGUUGAUCCUUGUACAUGGUUUCAUGUUACCUGUGAUUCUCAUAACAGGGUUACUAGAUUGGACCUUGGACAUGCAAAACUGUCCGGCCGUUUGGUUCCUGAACUAGGGAGCCUCCAUCACCUUCAGUUUCUAGAAUUGUACAGGAAUGAACUGGUGGGUCCAAUACCAAAGGAAAUUGGAAAUUUGAAGAACUUGGUUAGCUUGGGUCUUUACCAUAACAAUCUCACUGAUUCUAUUCCUCCCACACUCUCCAACCUCUCUAAUAUCAAAUUCUUGAGACUCAACAACAACAAGUUGACAGGAAGAAUACCAAGGAAACUCACUAAACUGAAAAACCUAAAGAUCCUAGACCUGUCAAACAAUGAUCUCUGUGGUACCUUUCCCACAUACGGCUCCUUCUCCAAAUUCUCGCAACAAAGUUUCAAGGACAACCCAAGACUUACAGGUCCAGAGUUGAUGGGAUUUGUGAGAUAUGAUGAUAUUGGAGGAAGCUGCAAAUGAAAGACUGACAGUCCUCAGGCAAAACUACUACAAACAUCAUGUGAUAUUCUUGGUCACCAGAUCUUUAAAUCUAGUAAAGAUGGUUUCGAAUGUCGAUUGUAAUAUUGAUAUAGUUGAUGUGUAAUUAAAAUAACAUAGAGUAGUAAUCCUAUUUGGAUAAUAAAUUUCUUUUUACUAGUGCUUGGAUUUUGACUAUAUUCUAUGAAAUUCACAAAUAUGCCUUCCAA